Molecule: messenger RNA, 1156 nt
Organism: Phoenix dactylifera (date palm)
Lineage: Eukaryota; Viridiplantae; Streptophyta; Magnoliopsida; Arecales; Arecaceae
Source: RefSeq, a predicted model, not a curated record
AUAUAACCCACGAGCAAAGGAAGGAAACUCACUAUUCUGAUCGGCUUCAGGCAUGGAAGGAACCAUUUCCAGCCCCACAGAGAAGAGGAUUGCAGUUGUUACGGGAGGGAACAAAGGGAUUGGGCUGGAGAUAUGCAGGCAGCUGGCUCUUAAUGGUGUCACGGUCAUACUGACAGCCAGGGAUGAGAAGAGGGGUCAGGAGGCAGUGGAGAAGAUUAAAGAGUGUGGACUGUAUGAUGUUCUCUUUCAUCAGUUGGAUAUGACGGACUCUACCAGCAUCGCUUCCCUAGCGGAUUUCGUCGAAACCGAAUUUGGCAAGCUUGACAUCUUAGUGAAUAAUGCAGGUAUCGGAGGAAUGACAAUAGACUUUGAGACUUUAAAGGCCUCAAAACCAGCAAAUAAUGUGGAAGCCAAAGAUACCGGUGAUAUACCAGAUUGGUUGAAACCUCAUGUGCACCAAAGUUUAGAAAAAGCUGAAGAAUGCUUGAAGAGCAAUUAUUAUGGCACCAGAGAUGUUACAGAAGCAUUGAUUCCCCUUCUCCAGUCCUCAAUUUCAGGAAGAGUAGUAAAUGUUUCUUCUACCCUUGGGCAACUCAGGGUUAUCUCAAAUGAAAAGCUUGAGCGAGAUCUAUCGAAUGUUGAUGGCCUAACAGAGGAGAGAUUGGUCGAGCUGUUGAACUUGUUUAUCAAAGAUUUCAAGAAGGGCUUGUUGGAUGCCCAUGGCUGGCCAACCGUUGCUUCAGCAUAUAAAGUAUCUAAAGUGUUUAUCAAUGCCUACACCAGGGUUCUCGCAAAGAAGUAUUCCAACUUAUGCAUAAAUUGUGUGAAUCCUGGCUUUGUCAAAACUGACUUAAACUGGAAUAGCGGGAUCCUAACAACUAAAGAAGGUGCUAAAGGACCUGUCAUGUUAGCCCUGCAAACUGGUGCUGGUCCUUCGGGCCUUUUCUUUGAUCAAACCGAAGUGUCAAACUUUUGAAUGUGAUUAAUUUCACUGAGCUAAUAAUUUGUGGAGGAAAAGUAGUGUCAUUCACAAUUUCACUCGUGUAUGUGAACGUCAUCCUGUAUGUAUGAACAUUGCAUGAGCUCUCCCCACCAAGCUCAAUAUAUUGACAUGAAGAGAUCCAAUAACAUGUAUUCGUUGAUGUUUUUCCUUUUU